AUGUAUCCAUUAACCUUAUGUUUAAAAUGGGCCACUUCUAACAUCUGUAUUUGUGUUUGCACAAUCCUCAGGAAUAUAUGUAAGUGUGGUUAUGGUAUUGACCAUCACACAGAAAAUACCAGAGAAAAUCAGGAUGGGAAAUGGAGUUAUAAAAAACAUACUGUGGAAAAGUGCACUGAUGCAUUUGGAGAUAUUCAGUUUCAAGGCUCCGGACGAAAAGGAAAGUAUAUACGCUUAUCAACAGAAACCAGUCCUGAAACCCUUUAUCAGCUGAUGACUAAAUACUGGAAACUAAAAACUCCAAACCUCAUUAUCUCUGUCACAGGAGGAGCAAAAAAUUUCCAAGCAAAGCCACGCAUGAGUAAAAUCUUCAGCAGAUUGAUUUACAUUGCACAAUCUAAAGGUGCCUGGAUAAUUACUGGUGGAGUUCAUUAUGGUGUUAUGAAAUACAUUGGGCAAAUGGUGCGAGACAACACCACCAGCAGAAGCUCUGAGGACAAAAUCGUAGCUAUUGGCAUUGCAGCCUGGGGAAUGAUUCGUAAUCGAGAAAGCCUCAUAAGGCCAGCUGAUGUAGAGGGCCAUUAUGUAGCACAGUAUGAAAUCGAUCAAGCUGACAAGGACAGCUUGUAUUGCUUAGAUGACAACCACACCCAUUUAAUAUUAGUGGAUAAUGGUUCCCAUGCACACUACACAAUUGAAGCUAAAAUUAGAACGGAAUUAGAGAGAUAUAUUUCUGAAAGCAGCAACCCUGAUUCAGAUUAUGGUGGAAAGAUUCCAAUUAUCUGUUUUGUUCAAACUGGAGGUAAAGAAACUUUAAAAGCAAUCCAUAGUGCUGUCAGCAGUAAUAUUCCUUGUAUAAUAGUGGAAGGUUCUGGUCAAAUAGCUGAUGUGUUGGCUACACUGGUUAACUCUGAUCCAAACAGUCUGUCCGCUAACACUAUAAAGGCUCUCCUUAAAAAGUAUUUGGCGACAAGUAUUGCUAUACGUUCUGAUGAAGAAAUAGAUUAUUGGAUCCAGAUGGUGAAAACCAUUAUUAAAAGUGGGCAUCUUCUGACAGUCAUCAAAAUGGAUGAUGCAGGGGAUGAAACUGUGAGUGAUGCCAUCUCCCUUGCAUUAUUCAAAGCCUGCAGCAAUAAAGUGACAGAGGGGAAUCCAAACUUUGAAGAACAGUUACAAAUUGUUCUAGAAUGGAAUCGAGUGGAUAUUGCAAGAAAGGAGCUGUUUAAUAAUCACAAACAAUGGCAGUCUUCUGAACUAAAAGAUGUAGUGAUCAGAGCACUGGUGAAGGACAGACCCGAAUUUGUUCGCCUUAUACUAGAAAAUGGCUUCAACCUUAAAACAUUUAUAACAAGAAGUGAGCUGACUGAGCUGUUUGUAAAUCAUUUCCCUGACCAGGCCAUUAAACGGCUGCAGGCUUCCAGGAAGAGAACAGGGCAGCACCUGCUCAGUUUCUUGUGGAGAGAAAUCAAGAAUUUCAGAACGAAGGAAGAUACCAUCCAGAAAACACAGGUGAGCACUUUGUAGCACUAGACUUUUUAUUCUUGCUGUGACCAGUCACCAUUUCUAAGACAUCCCAUUGAAGCUACCUUUCUUUGGGCAGUAUUAAUCAACCGUAAAGAAAUGUCAUAUGUCAUAUGGGAACAGACUAAAAGCAGUAUCAUGUCAGCCCUAGGGGCAAGCGGGCUUCUAAAAUCUCUAGCUAAAGUAGAAAUAGACACCGGACUUGCUGAAGAAAUGAAAACAUUGGCUAAUGCAUAUGAAAACCGGGCUGUGGAGCUCUUUGCAGAGUGCCACACUGAAGAUGAGGAGUUGGCUACUUCUUUACUGCUCCACUCAUGUGAUAUCUGGGGAAAAGCUACCUGCUUUCAGCUAGCAGUUGACUCUGAAGACAGAGAGUUUAUUGCACGCUCUGGAGUUCAGAAAUUCCUGUCUAAACUGUGGUAUGGUGAUAUUUCAGAAGAAACCAGAACUUGGAAGAUUUUGCUGUGCUUGGUAUUCUUCCCCUUAAUUUGCACCGACUUUGUCACUUUCAGGCAAAACCAGGAGUACACAGAUGGACAGGAAGGCAAAGGCAUGCAGCAGCAACAAGAGUCUGACUCCGAACUGUCGGUAUAUAUGCAACUCAAAGCAGAAAGAACAAGUGAUGAUGAGGAGGAAGAUGAAGAACAAAAGACUUAUGUAAAGCAGUUGUCAAACUGCCAGUGCCUCAAGGCUUUCUUCAGCUCUCCUUUUGUUGUAUUCUUAUGGAAUGUAAUUUCCUACAUUGGUUUCCUGUCAUUAUUUGCAUAUGUUCUUCUCAUGGAUUUCCAGAUAUCCCCAUCGUUCCCUGAAUAUCUGCUUUAUGCAUGGACAUUCACAUUACUGUGUGAAGAAUUUCGACAGAUGUGCAGUAAUCAGAUGGUUUCUAGUGCAUGGAAGAAACUCCAGGCAUACAUCAGUGAUCUUUGGAAUGUAGUCGACAUCUUUGCUCUUCUGCUUUUUCUCAGUGGACUGUUGUGUAGGCUACAGUGGUUUUCCCAUACGUUCUACACUGGUAGAGUAAUUCUCUCUGUUGACUACAUCAUUUUUUGUUUAAGACUUAUCCAUAUCUUCAUAGUCCACAGAGACUUGGGACCAAAAAUAAUCAUGCUGCAGCGAAUGGCUAUUGACACCUUCUUUUUCCUGUUUUUAUUUGCUGUGUGGAUGGUUGCUUUUGGAGUGGCAAGACAAGGAAUUCUCAGGCACAAUGAGAUCCGUAUUGAGUGGAUAUUUCGCUCUGUAUUCUAUGAACCAUUUCUUAUCAUGUUUGGGGAAUUACCUACAGAUGUUGAUGCUACUGCAUUUGAUAUCAAUCUGUGUACACUCUAUGGAAAUGAAACAAAACCCCUUUGUGUGGAACUGGACAGUGACAUGACACCGAGUUUUCCUCAGUGGCUGACAAUCAUCCUGUUAUGCAUUUAUAUACUGUUCACCAACAUCCUUCUUGUGAACUUGCUUAUUGCCUUGUUUGGUUUCACUGUUGAAUCUAUUAAUGAGAACAAUGACCAGUUCUGGAAGUUCCAGCGGUAUUUCCUUAUCCAGGAAUACAAGCAACGGCUACCCAUCCCAGCACCAUUUGUUAUUUUUGGCCAUCUGUAUGUUUUUAUAAAAUGGGUCAGUGGAUUGUUUGCGAAGAAACCUCCUCCUGAAGUCCCUGCAUGCUGUUCUUGCUAUGAAGACCAGCUACUUUCAUGGGAGGCCAUAAUGCAGGAAACAUAUGUGGUGCAAACAAACAGCAAACCAAGUGAUACAUUACAGAUAAUAGAGAAACAUGUCCGUACUCUUGAGUACAAAGUGGAAGAGAAGCUCUUUCAGUUGGAGGAGCAGGAGGUUGAAUGA
Protopterus annectens (West African lungfish) is the source of this 3357-nucleotide messenger RNA. It is a transcript of the gene TRPM8, whose product is annotated as transient receptor potential cation channel subfamily M member 8. Gene Ontology annotation, biological process: calcium ion transmembrane transport. Gene Ontology annotation, molecular function: ligand-gated calcium channel activity. Lineage: Eukaryota; Metazoa; Chordata; Ceratodontiformes; Protopteridae. The record is from RefSeq and is a predicted model, not a curated record. The transcript is spliced from 24 exons. Gene Ontology annotation, cellular component: membrane.